UGAGUUGAACGCUGAAGGGAAGUUCAUCAGCAGCUCUAUUUYAAAUAUAAACGUUGUGUUUUCUUGUAUUUUCCUCAGCCGACCUCAGAGUSAAGUGUGAGAUGCAGUCAUGACCGAGAGUUUGAAAACCCGGUUUGAUUUCUCCAGCCCCAUCAUACAAGCCCAGGGUGUGAGGACACUUGUUGCUGCUGUCUUAAAGGAAAAAGGACAAAAUGGACAAAUCACACAGGCUUCCACUCAGGGCCCAGCACUGGAGGCUUUGUGGCAGCAGUGCUGCAGCGACUGCGCACCCGUACGUUCGGCCUGCUGCGACGCUGUGGUGCUGUUGGUGGAUCAGGGCCACGCAGACCUGCAGUACAUCCUCAACACGGCCCUCAACCUGCUGCCUUCUGCCAGGAAUGUUCAGGGCCUAAUAAAAAUCACUGGACGACUGCUGCAGAUGCAGGCUGACCAAAGACAAGAGGAGACACACUUCACCUGUCCAUAUUCUAUCAGGAGCAGUCCUCACCCAUUCAUCACCGCCCUGGAGAACCGAGCGGACUGCUGGCCAGCUUUGCUGCUGGAGAUUGAUGACUUUACCCGACAUGCUGUCGACAGGAAAAAACCAUCCUACAUCACCAUGUUGGCUCCCUUCCUUCGGUACCUGUACUGUGAACCCCAGCGGCUGUCCCAGCAUGCACUUCUUCGACAGAGUCUCCUUUGGGUGCUGCUCACAGAGUCUGGAGCUGGAGUGCCGUCGGCCUCAGCUGACAACCUGCUGCUCUGCCUUUGUCAGCUGGUUCCACAUGUGCAGCUGGACAGUGUGGAGGCAGUCUUAGAACUGUGUGGGUUUGUGGACGCCCUGAUUCGAGGUCUCCUCGGGGUUCCCAGAGAGUCCUGGACGAGCGAAAGAGUCGGGCUGCUGCUGCAGCUGCUCUGUGCGUGUCAGCGAUGCCUCAGGCUGAACGGAGACUGUCGACCGCUCCUCACUCUGAUGCAGAAGCUCCUGCCUGCCUGCCAACAGGACCUGCCAGUGGAUGAGCUGAUGAUGGGUGUGGCCCUGCUCCUUCUGGAGGCCCCUGCUGCUCAGCAAGGCAGCUUCCUCAGUCUAGCCCUGAGUUUAGUCCCUGAGCAGGACGAGCUGUCUCCCUGGUUGAGUCCAGUCCUGGUUCUUCCUGUUCUUCAGCUCCUGUCCUGUUUGGGCCUCACCGAGCCGCUGGCUGACCCAACAACACACAGCUUGAGCAGUGAUCUCGCCCACAGCCUGCUGCGCCGCAUCAGCAGACCUGCAGAUAAACCUCGCCAGCCUGGCUCGGUGUUGGCGCUGCCUCUCACUUCCUGGUACAGUGAGCUCAGCGUGGCUCUGUCCAUACUACGGACCGCGGCCCAGAAUCCACCUGCAGCUGCUGAGUGGCUGCUGGCCGUGGACUCCACCCUGACGUCCAGCCAGCGCCUGUCGCCCUCCCUCACGCUCGUUGUGAGCCAUCUUCUCAUCGCGGGUCAGGAGGAUGUCUGCCAGCUGGCUCUGAAAGUAAUUCAGGCUAUCGCUGCUGCCGACCCCUGCCAGGUCCCCUCCCUCAUCCCCGUCCUGCUCUUCAGGCUGUCUCAGGAGAAGGACCCAGGUCUGUGUCACUCAGUGCUCAGCUGCCUGCCGAGCCUCGGGACUCAUAAGCUCUGUGUUCCUGCCGUGCUGCAGACUCUCCACAUGCUGGCUGCUGCCCCCAAGCUGAGAGCUGUUGUAAUGCGUCUCAUGACUGCUCUCUGGAAAAAACAGGACCGAGUGUACCCGGAGCUGCAGCGUCUGCUGGGCCAGGCGGACAGAAGUGGGGUGGUGGGAAGAGAUACCCAGUGGGAGCUGAUCCUGGCCCGGGCUGCCUGUCUCAGAGACAUCUGCAGAGAGAGGCCCUACCAGCACGGGGCUGACAUGUUGGCAGCCAUUUCUCUGACUCUGAAGCAGAACGAGCGACCAGACCUGGCUACUCCCGCUGCUCUCGCCCUACAGGGUUUGCAUGAGCUGUGCAGAGCUGAGGUAGUGGACAUGAUUUCAACAUGGAAAAGCCUUGGACCUGAGCUGAGCCGAGACUCCCGUCCGCUGAUGAUUAAAGCCAUAGCUGAGCUUCUGUCUCUGGUUCCCCAGCUUGCUGUAAAGUCCGAGCAGUAUGAGAAAUUGAAAGAGGAGGUWGUCACCUUACUCUGGGGAUAUACUACAAGCAAGGCUAGACCAGCUGUAAAGAUGACUGAAGACGACGAUGACAAUGAAAAGGAAAACGAGGAAGAGGAGAAGGAUCUGUCAGUGCCUGGAUCCUCCUAUGUUAAAUUGAUGGCUCUAACCUCCACCUCAGUUCUACCAGCGUUURAGCUUUUCCUGACGUCACUGGUCAAACAGGAAAUGAGUCAGAUGCCUCGAGGAGUGUACUUCUCUGCACUGAGGGGGGGUGGUCUACGUUCGGACCAAGGGAAGACAGUUGCAGGRAUCCCAUCCUUUAUGCUUAAAACCUACGAGAAAAACAAGCAGCCUGGACUAAAACCUGGACUCGCUGCUGGUCUGCUGCUCUGCUAUGAGCUUCCUGUGCAGACGGACCGCAGUGGACGGCCCAUCGAGCGUUUCCUCGUCAGCCGAAGUCGCAGCUACCAGCAGACCCUGACAGCCCUCAUUCAUGAAGUUAACAUUCAGCCGUCUGAGUGGCAUCGGGCUCUGCUCCUGCCCCACUCAUGGAGGAGUUUCAUGAACCGAGCCUUCCACGCCGUCCUGCAGGGUCGACGUUCUGAGUUGGAAAUGCAGCAGAAGCAGGGCAAAGAGGACCCAGAGGAGCUGCAGUACAAGCAGCACUGUGCCUGGUUGUGGGCCAGAGACCAGCUGACUGACGUCAUCAAAACUGCUACAAAGGACAGUCCGGUUGUUCAGGGAAACUCCAUCCUGGCUCUGAGCGGCCUGGCUGCUGUCCUCGCCAAGUAUGAGAGCAACCUGCCCACCGACAGCAGCGGCAGCCUCGGAGCUGGACCAGAGUUUGUUCCUACUGCCAGCUGGUUGUCCAUGGUGCUCAACACGCUGCUCAGCAUCAUCAGCAGCAGCUUCAAGGCCAGCGGACAAGUCUUCCCCUGGUUUCUUCAUCGCUCGUACUCAGGUGAGAACACAGCGAGCGCCAUCGCUCGCUCCUGCGCCAGCCUGGCCUUGUCCCUGUUGGUCCCCGUCUUGGUGGUCUGGCAGAGGGACGGUCUGGUCCAGGUCCUCACGACACUGAAGGCCGGCCUGCCGGGCUCUCCUACGGUCGACGACUCCCAGGCUGUCCAGUUCCAUUCAGGCCUCGCCCUCGGCAUGGUGCUGUCCUGCCUGCAACAGCAGCGCCUCAGUGACGUCUCAGCUCAGAAGGACUCUGAGCUCCUGUUCAGUUCUCUAGAAGCUCUGGAGAGUUGUUCCUUCAACCCCAGCCUGGAGUACAACACGGGYUGUGUGUUGGGUCUGGGUCUGGUUCUCUCAGCCCUCUGCAGUAGUGGGCAGGUGGAUCACCAUGUUCACGUCAGUCUAACCCUCGACAAGCUUCUGAACAACCUGCAGGACAGCGGCGGGCGUGGACGCAUGCUGCAGGAGGUGUUGUCGUACUCUGUAGCAUGUGUGAGCGUGUCUGCCUUCAGCGCAGGUCUGAUCGAUGCAUCUAAAGCUGAGGAGAUCAUGAACUCUCUGCGCACCCUGACCGAGGAGAGCCAGCAGACUCCAGGCUUUUCUCUAGCUCUGGGGUUAAUCGUCCACGGACUGUCCAUGUCAGGUCAUGGUAAAGCGGAGGACCUCCACCCACGUCUGCUGGCUGCUUGGAUCAAAAUCCUGCUAGCAGAGGGCUGUCCCACAAUGCAGCGACUGGCUGCUGCCAACGGUCUGGUGGCUUUAGUGGGAUCAGAGAGGUACCUCAUCCAGUUGAAAGAUGAGCUGGAGCUUUCCUCCCAGCAGCAGAGCAGACUGAACGAGGUGAUUCGGGCCAUCUCACAGAUUAUCACCUUUUCUGGAGCCAUUGGUUUGCAGUCUAACAGUGCCUGUUUGGUUGGCCAUUUGUAUCUGGCCCAUGUAUCCACCAGUCACAGUCACACAGCAGUUCCUCAAGAUUUCACUUACCUCUCAGAGAAGAGUGUUAUCAGAUCCAUCAUGGACUUCAUCACAGAAGCUGGGAGAAAAGGUCCAGAGUUCUCCCAUCCUKCCCUGGUUAAGWCGGCUUUGGCCUCACUGGCUUCAGUUGGACUCAGCUUCCAGUUUCCUCCAGUGAACUGGAGUGCUGUCCUGUCCCCUUUAAUGAGACUCAGCUUUGGAGAGGAUGUACAGCAUCAGUGUGUAGUGUUAGCAGUCUCUCAGGCUCAGUCUUCUCAAAGUGCUUCCCUCUUCCUGGGCUCAUGGCUGGCCCCCCCUCUUGUGCACAGUCUCAGUCUCCAGACUCGAGCCCACCUGUAUGAGACCCUGGGCUUGUGGAUGAAGCAUGUGGCUGAGGACAAGCUCCAGCUUUAUGUGGAGACGUUAGGCCUGCAGCAGUUCCAUGAUGACCUCCGACCCCAGCGACUGUCUCUGUGCCACUCUCUACUGCAGGGUCUUGCUCAGGCCAUGGCUCUCCCAAACCCCCCCARUCACUGCUGGAGCGUUCUCUGCUCCACCACUGAGAAGAUCUUCAACCUCCUACCCAACCAGAUCCAGGAUAAUGAGGUGGAGUUAUAUGAGGGCGUCACCAGGUGUGUGUCUGAGCUGUCUGAUACUGAGAUCGACAGGAUCACUCGGGUUUCUGAGGUGAACAUGGAGAAGACCUGCUUUGUUCUGGCCUAUCUGACCUCCCAGGGCAGAGUCCCCCUCCUCAGUCUCAAUGAUGUCAUAGCUGGGGUGGUCCGUGGUUGGUCGAGCCACAGAGUGGGAUGGCUCCUCCUGCAGGCUUUUUAUCAGUGCCGCCUGGCUUCCAGCUCCAACACAGGUGUGUCCAAACGAUGCGAGUGGCUCCUGGAGCUGAUGGGCCACAUCAGGAACGUUGCCUAUGGUGCAGCUCCUGUCACCUGUGGAGACACCAAACUGGCCACAGACUUCCUGUUCCAGCUCUUUGCAGCUGCUGUUGUUUCCUGGGGGGACCACUUCAUGCCCCUCCUCCUUGGCAUCAGGGCCCRGUGGUUCCCAUGGAAAACAGGCCCUAGGCCUCCGACGCUCACACAYGGUCUGUACGGGAAAGGUCCACUCACCGAGCAGGCUCUGCCACAGUGCAUGCUGGGAGUGUGCCACAGCCUGCCGCUGCUGCUGGACAAAGAGCCGUGGAGCAGCCAGACGCAUAAGUUUAUAGAUUGGCUCCUCAACAUAACAGAAGGUCCUGAACACAAUCUGUCAGCCUCAACCAUCAGCACAGCUAAAGCUGCUCUCCUCAGUCUGAAGUCCUCCGUUGAAUUCAAGAAGAAAGCUGUGUGGACCCGAGCUUAUGGCUGGUAACUGACACCGACUGCCUCUUCAGUCAUGAACCGGACCUGAACAUCCUCAAAGUGCAGCACGGACAUUUGAUAACGGCACAUUUCUUUCUUUUAGUAUCUGAAACAUUCCUUUCAUGGAUUGUGCUGCAUCUAUUUCAACUCAUUAAAGCAGUGUAACACAUUA
Austrofundulus limnaeus is the source of this 5581-nucleotide messenger RNA. RefSeq names its product focadhesin (gene focad). The record is from RefSeq and is a predicted model, not a curated record. NCBI's taxonomy places the organism in Eukaryota, Metazoa, Chordata, Actinopteri, Cyprinodontiformes, Rivulidae. Gene Ontology annotation, biological process: regulation of post-transcriptional gene silencing.